UAAACCUAAAUGCACAAAAAAUUGCUGUUCAUCACAAAUGAGACAGGCGUCUCUAAAAGCUAAAGGAAUAUAAAUGUGGAGAAAAAAAAUGUAUCAUUUUAUUUGUCAAAUAAACAAAAAUGUUUCUACCUUCUCAAUAAGAAGAGCAAACCAUUAUCAGCAUUACAGAAACAUUCUUAUAACUCCAGAUCAGCUUUAAGCAUUUUUCCACAGACAAAUUAUCUUUGCUGAUGAGCUUUGAGGUCUCCUAAUCCACAGAUCUCCUAAUCCACAGAUUCUCUGUCAAAUUCAAAAAGAUUGAUAUUACUUCCCAUUAGAGGAAAAACGUUGGUCAAAUUAAAAUAUUACUUCAAAUCUAAAUCUGCCAGAGGUAUAAUUUAUUUUGACGUUAAGUUCACAUACGUCCUCACAAACAUCUGGAUUGGUAUACCUCAGGAAUUUGCAGAGAAUAUACUUUUGGUAGCCAGCAGCAAACAUCUGGAAUAAUUCUGACAGAAUGUGUGACCAUCCUUCGUGACAGAAACGGUAGAGAUUAGUUAAUUUUCUGGCAACAACUAGCUUUUAAGAAUAAUCCACAAAUUUUGAAUUGGGCUGAGGUCAGUAGCAAUCUGAUUCGUCUCUGUGAAAAACAUAUCUGGUGACUUUGUUUAGAUUUGUUUGAGAUGAUUUUUCAUGAUCUUUUAGUGAAAGAAAGACGGCUUUUUGUUGAGCAAGAGAGUGUGAUGGAGUAGUGGCAAUGAGCAGUAAUGCUGUGUAAUCAACUGAUUAAGGGAGAGAUAAAGUGGAGCAUCACCCCUCCCUCCUGCUCUUGGCAGCUGAUGUCAAGACUGUGUUGCUAUGGGCAACCGUCCAGGCAAGAGAGAGGAAAAUGGAGACACCACCUGGUGUGCAGGAUGGCAACAGAGAGGCUGAGAGAACAGAAGGGAAGAAACAUCAUGUCAGAAGGACAAUGAAGUCAAAUUCUGAAAGCGGAGCUCAGGAUGAUGACGAGAGAGUCAGACGGAGGACACUCAGCCUGCCAGCAUCAGCAGCCGGGAGGAAGGCUGGCCAAUCACCAGCUGACAUGCUCAGAAAUUCAGGAGCCAAUGAAAUGCCAGCAGGCGCCCUCCACAGCACAACAACUCGGGUGCAGAGGCUGCACAAUCUGAGCUCGGAUGUCUUAUUAAUGAAUGGAGCUCUUCCUGGGCUGCAUCGCUGCACGUCUCUGAAACGGGAGGAUGGAGAGGAAAAUCAGCAAAGAUGGAGGGAAAAACGGUGCCAAGGCUGUGAGAGGACGGCGAACAAACCCAGAGAGCCCCGAUGAAGGCUCGGCUGAGGACGUGGCAGCAGCUUUUAAAGGGACGGACUCCCAUCCUGAUCUCCACCUGCCGGACUCCUCGUCCCCAUCACCCUCCUCCUCCUCCCCUCUUCCUCAGCCCGCCAUGCCUCCUUCCGUGUCUGCCUCUGCUCUCCUGGCUCUGGCGUCUCCAGCAACCAGGCGGUCCAUCUCCAUGGGAGACUUUCGGAGGGUAACAGGGGCUCUCCUGGCCGGUUCCGAUCCCCCGUCCACUUCUGCCACGGCCCCCUCCUCCAAACUGGUCACCCCCAGCUCCAGCAUGGAGUUCGAGGCGGCCCGGCGGCGCCUGCUGGAGGUGGAGGAGCGGCAGCGGGUCAUCAGGGAGAUGGAGCGGCGGCUGGAGGAGCUCAGGGAGAUGUUUGUGCGCUCUGAGCAGCAGGUGGUGGUUCACGGGGAGCUGGUGUCGCGGAUAACCGGUGCAGCCCAGCAGGGUGAGCUGUACGUGGCGGAGAACACCCAGCGGGUGAAGAAAGGCUUGAAGUUCAAGAAGCAUCGACCCACCAUCGUGUUUUCCUCCAUGCUCGGACUGCGCACGUGCCUCCCCUGGCCUGUGAAGCUCAAAUAGGACGUCAGAUACUUACAUUUCACCCAUGAUAUUAGAAAUGUGCUUUACAUUAAAUAGUGAGGGGUGGAGCUCCAUCCCUUAGCUCUCAGUGACACUGCUCUCCAGUUACAACCUUACUGCUCUUGAAUCCUGAGGCUGGUCCUUCAGGGGUUAGAGUGCCUAAAUAUCACAGAGGCCAGUAAAGGAGCUUCCGGUUCAGCAGAUUUCUGGGGAAAACUCCCUGGCUAGCUGGCACCAGUGCAUUGUGUACAGGAUGUUGUUGUGUCCUAGUUGUUCUCAUAGAUUAUUUGCUGCUUGCAGUAAUUGUUAGUGCUUGCUUUUGAGAUUCAUGUCAAAUUCAUGAUGCACAGAUGAGUCAGGAGGAUGUGGGAGGUGAGCUUCGCUCUGCUCUCUUAUCAGGAGGUUCUGCUGCACUUUAACUUCUGCAGCAGUGAGGAGGCUUAUGUAAGCUUAUCGAAGAAGGGGCAACACAACAGUGUACAUCACUGAACUAUCUGCCUCUGCAGCUCAUUAAGGGCAAAGUGAAGGACAGGAAGGUAAGAUGAGACGUUUGCUGCACUGCUACAUAAAACCUGUGUAGACAGAUGCAGAAAUAGAAAAUGUAAUUGUGGGAAAUGACUGAAAAAAUGUGCCUUGGCCUCUCUGAGACUGCUCAUCCCACUGUCAUAGCAGCACUAAGAAAAGACAGAUAAUAGGGAGACAAAAUCAUGCUGGGACACAUCCACCUGUGGCCUCUUUUUAUCCUGUCACCUAGCAACCAUUUAUCCCUCCAUCCUAAAUCCUCUUCCACAAAAAAUGCAGAAUGUAUCCAGCUGAGAGCUCUGAUUACACUACUGUGGCAGGGAUUUAGUAAAACAAAUGAUAAACAUCAAGAUUUAUUAUUAUUAUUAUUAUUAUUAUUUCUGCUUCUGAUGAUCGGGGGUUAAAUUUGAGUUACUCAUGCAUGCAUCAGCUUGUAAAUAUUAGCUAUGCUAUCUCUGCUGUCUUAAUGAAGAACAAGACGAUGUUAUAAGCUACAGAUUUGCUUCUUAGAACGCAAAUGUAACUUUAAGUGCACAAAGACCUCACUAAUAUGGAAUUAUAGUGGUAAUUGCAGGUUUGACCAAUUUAUUCAAGUGUUUAUUUACAUCAUGUUGCAGCAUUAUCUGUUAAGCACAAGACAUUUGUCCCAUUUUUUUUUAUUUUUUUAUUUCUAUGCAUGUUUUUGUCUUUGGAUUAAUAGUAAUGUCCUUUUUGCAUUGUGUUUCUCUCAUUUGAUCUGCACAGGUACUAAUUACAUCAGGGAUGUCUCGUUUGGGCAUUAACAGGUUAUGGUAGUGAUCCACACUCAGUCUAGGUUCACUGUUUGUUUGUCAGGGUAAAAUGUCCUGACAAACACCCUUUUUUCUACAGCAACACAAUCCCUGGUGGUGCUUUGUUACAGAGAACCUGCAGCCAGGCUGCACAACAGGGAGACACAAGCUUUGAUUGUAUCAUCACUUUCACUAAAUGAUUCAUUCCGUUUCUGAUUUUUCUUCUUUUUAUUUGCUUGCUUGCACAGAUUUAAUGGAUGUAUUAGAAGCAUCCACUGUAUGUACUUUUAUAGAGUUAAGAGUAACAGAGGAAGACACUAAUGGGAGACCAGGUUGCCUGUGUUUGAAAAAAAUGAAUUUAUAAGAAAACUAUGAUGCAUUUAAAGGAUGUGAAGACUCACUACAUCAGGCUGGUUCACUUCAGUAGGAACUGGAUUUGGGUCAUUGCUAAUUUUGACUUGAAGGGCUUAAAUUGGAGUUUGUCUGUGUUGCUUGGAAACACUUAAAGGAGCACUUGAUCAAAUAGUUUGUCAAACAAUUUAUUCACAUUGUGGAUCUGAGACUUUUUCAGAACAACAUUAAAAGAUACAAGUAUUUCCAUACUGACUGACAUUUUAAAACAGUGACACAGCAGAAUUUUGUAUUUAUUUUAGUUGGUUGUGUGUUUUAUGAUGACAAAAACAGAUAAAAAAGAUCAAUUGGUACUGCAUCCCAGCCAACAUGUGCAUGUCUGCCUCAUAUGGGUUUUACUCUGGUUAGACGGACCAUUUAAAUACAGUUUUAUUGGCAAUCCUGUUGGACACGCUAUGCAUGCGUUUGCUUAGUCCAAAAUGAAAAGAAAAUCAAUUAUCCAGGUCUCACAUGGGUCCUACUUUUCCCCCAGAAUUGUCUUAUAUAAAACCUAUUUCAGUAUUUCUCUGUAACCUGUGAGAAAUCUUAUCUGGCAACCCAGAUCCCAUUCAAAUACUUACUGGGAUGUUUGACUGAAAGUGUUUUUCAGUGUUAGAUGCGGUGAUGAACUGUUCUGAUGAUUUGUAUUUUAGGAACAUUUUUGUCAGAGAGGAUCUUCAAUUCAUGAUAGAACACAUGAAAUGGAAAGAAGUAUAGUGUUGUUGUCAUUGAACACAAUGUUUAGAAUAUCCUUUUGUUUUUCCAAAUUGUAACUAGAAAACGGUUAUUUUGGGAUUGGAACCAUCCACCGAUAUGGGUGUUGACUUCAGAGGUAAACAAGUAGCCUGGUUGUCCUCUUGAUUUUAAACCAGGAAGUUACUCAUAUUCUCCACUGCAUUUCACUUUUCUAUAUGAAGCAAAGACUACAUUAGAGAGAAUUUAAAAUUUAGCAGUGGUACUUGUGGUUUUAACCUGAGAACUGUUGUGAGAAAUAGCUGGAGUGCCUCUUGAUUCAAAGAAACUUGGUCAAGCCAAAUGUUUCUUUUGACCUACUGAUAGCCACGGCGUCUCUCUCCUUGAAUGUUGAUUAACGCCAUUUAGUUAAGCAUUAUACAUGCCCAAAGUUUAAAAAAAGAAGAAAAAAAGAUGCUUUCUGGCUUUGUGCACAACUAUACCAAACAUUAUUGUAGAACGGUUUUAUUUAAUAAAGAAGUCUGAAACAUGUAUUUAUGCUCCUGUAUAUAUAGAGCUACCUGUACAUACAGUUAGCCUGAUUUGCUGUUUGAGAUAUUUUUGUUUUGGUGUUUACAGAAAGGAUGGUACUGACACAAACAGCUGGACAACAUUUACAUAUGGGCCCCAUAUGGGUAGAAAUUGACUGAACAAUGGGUUAAAGAUGGGACUGUAUCUAGGUUACAUACUGACUUAAUUUUAAUGUUUUGUUGGAGAAGAAUAUUGGAACCUAUGUGGAUUUUCUUUAUGAGACCCAGUUAAGUCCCACAUGAUGUGCCUGAAUUUUGUGGCCUCUGUGGGUUGGUUCCAAGUGGGUUCAGACUCACAACGCAGUCUAAGCAAUCUUUCUAUGGGGCCCACAUAUGCAUGUUGAUUGGGAACUAUAUAUAUAUUUUUUUUAACCUGAGUGGGACUAAAUAACUCAGUCAUUCUUUGCUGUGGAACUGCACUUUUUAUUUUCUGAAUGGAAAAACAUUUUUAAAAACACAUUAUCCAAAGAUCUCUGGGCCCACUUGCAGAAUGAAUGUAAUGUUGAUUGUUGGGUGUUUCUGUAUUUUUCCUGAAGACUGGAAAUAGAAAUAUUAUAAUAUUUCCAUUUUGAACCUGUGGCUAGCAUUUACUUUGAUAAAUCUGGAAACUGUUGCCACAGCUCUAGCUCAUUUAGCCCUUUACUCACAUCAACACUGACUAGCCACAGGCUCAAAACCACCUUUAUGAUGUUUAACACUUGAACGUUUGAAUAAUUCAUGUUUACUUAUGCAUACCAGUUAUUUAUUGCUUUACAAUUUGUAUGAUAUUCUUAUGAUAUGUUUAAAAGCUAUAGCUUUUUUCCUCAGUUAUUAUUGACCAAGUGAGUACAAUUAGAGCUUCACACUUCAGCAUCAUCUGUUUUUGAUUAUAAAAAAGCUUUAUGAUAAAAUGUUAAUUCAUGUUCUGCUUUGGGUUCCUGCUUUGUUUAGUUUGCACCUAUAAAUGUCUGCACAAUGCUAGACAAUUAUUAAAAGACUCCUCUCAAGCUC
Xiphophorus maculatus (southern platyfish) is the source of this 5835-nucleotide messenger RNA. RefSeq names its product TMF1-regulated nuclear protein 1 (gene trnp1). The transcript has a single exon. NCBI's taxonomy places the organism in Eukaryota, Metazoa, Chordata, Actinopteri, Cyprinodontiformes, Poeciliidae. The record is from RefSeq and is a predicted model, not a curated record. Gene Ontology annotation, cellular component: nucleus. Gene Ontology annotation, molecular function: DNA binding. Gene Ontology annotation, biological process: regulation of cell population proliferation. The coding region runs from base 1218 to 1901 and encodes 227 amino acids.